Messenger RNA from Carassius carassius (crucian carp), 2367 nucleotides. RefSeq lists its product as uncharacterized. Gene Ontology annotation, molecular function: transmembrane signaling receptor activity. Lineage: Eukaryota; Metazoa; Chordata; Actinopteri; Cypriniformes; Cyprinidae. The record is from RefSeq and is a predicted model, not a curated record. Bases 1 to 2367 code for a protein of 788 amino acids. Gene Ontology annotation, biological process: cell surface receptor signaling pathway. The transcript is spliced from 11 exons.
AUGGCAACCCCAGAUGAAUCACGUCCAGACCACUCAAGCAGCAGUAACUCAAACCCAGCGCAGGAAUCCUAUGAGGAGACACCAAAUGCCAAAGUGAGCAUUAAACCUGCUCAACGUGUACUCAGAGGAGAUACAGUCACUCUCAGAUGUGAUAUUGAUGGUGAAGGAGUCACUAGCUGGCUGUACAGCUGGUAUAAAGACGGUGCAUUCUACAGCUCCAGUGAACUACAGGAACACACAUUCAGUCCUGUUACUGAGUCCGAUGCAGAGACACCAAAUGCCAAAGUGAGCAUUAAACCUGCUCAACGUGUAUUCAGAGGAGAUACAGUCAUUCUCAGAUGUGACAUUGAUGGUGAAGGAGUCACUAGCUGGCUGUACAGCUGGUAUAAAGACGGAGCAUUCUACAGCUCCAGUGAACUACAGGAACACAAAUUCAGUCCUGUUACUGAGUCUGAUGCAGCUAAAUACUCCUGUUAUGGAGCAGAGAGAGGAGGCUCACGCACCUCAUUCAUGAGUGAUGGAGUUACACUGACAGUAUCAGGGUACCCCCUUCAUGUCCCAGAUAAUGACGGACGUCUGCAAACUGCUAAAGGUCCAACAGCUCCGCACCACGAUCUCUGCGGUCUGCUCGACAUUGCACGAGAGGCCUGGGAACAACCGCCGGCGGUACACCGAACUACCAUCGAGCAUGUGCGUGAGAUGAGGGAGCGGAUCGACCGAGCGAUGCCCAUCGUCCGGAAGCACCUCGUCAAGGCGCAGCAGGCGCAGCAACGGCAUUACAACCGGGCGGCCCAACCACGGGAGUUCCAGCGAGGAGACCAUGUCCUGGUGCUGGUGCCCACAGCCGCCUGCAAGUCCUUGGCCACCUGGCAAGGUCCCUAUACAGUCACAGAAAAGCGGUCCUACCAUGUCCUGGAGGCUCGGCGACACUCCAUUGAAGACGAGGUACAGGAGAUGCUGAGGUUAGGGGUAAUUGAACCAUCGCGCAGCCCAUGGUCCUUCCCUUCGGCCUACACAGGGGCCCCGGCCACCUUCCAACGGCUAAUGGACGUCCUCCUCCGGCCGCAUCAGGCCGACGCGGCGGCCUACCUCGACGACGUCAUUAUCCACUUGGAGACCUGGGAGGACCAUCUGGAGCGGCUGCGGAGGGUGCUAACAGAACUCCGCUGGGCUGGCUUGACCGCCAACCCCCGGAAGUGUCAUCUGGCCAUCGCCGAAGCUAAGUACUUGGGAUAUCAGGUGGGUCGCGGCCUUAUUAAACCUCAAGAGAAGAAGGUGGCAGCUAUCCUCUCCAUGCCGCGGCCCACCUCCAAGACACAGGCCAUGGUGGAGAGGGAAGCAUUGGCCAUCAAGUGGGCAGUCCUGGAGCUCAGGUAUUACCUCCUCGGCCGCCACUUCACCAUGGUAAUGGACCAUGCUCCCCUGCAGUGGAUGGCCCAAACACCGAAACCCAAAGUGAGCAUUAAACCUGCUCAACGUGUAUUCAGAGGAGAUACAGUCACUCUCAGAUGUGAUAUUGAUGGUGAAGGAGUCACUAGCUGGCUGUACAGCUGGUAUAAAGACGGAGCAUUCUACAGCUCCAGUGAACUACAGGAACACAAAUUCAGUCCUGUUACUGAGUCUGAUGCAGCUAAAUACUCCUGUUAUGGAGCAGAGAGAGGAGGAUCACGCUCCUCAUUAAUGAGUGAUGGAGUUACACUGACAGUAUCAGAUGUUUCUCCUCGAGUCUCUCUGAUCAUCAGUCCCAGCAGAACUCAACACUUCACAUCUGUCUCUCUCUCUCUGAGCUGUGAGGACCAGAGUAACUCUGAUAGAUGGAGAGUGAGAAGAUACACAGAGAGUGAACAGCUGGAAGAUUGUUCAUCAUCAGUGUGGGGAUCACAAACAGGAUCUACAUGUACAAUCAACUCCACCAACACAUCAGACACUGGAGUGUACUGGUGUCAGGCUGAAUCUGGAGAGAACUACCAUCCUGUUAAUAUCACUGUACACUCUGGUGUGAUUCUGGAGAGUCCUGUUCAUCCUGUGACUGAAGGAGAUACUCUGACUCUACGCUGUUUAUAUCAACAUUCAACUCCACCAAACCUCAGAGCUGAUUUCUAUAAAGAUGGAUCACUCAUCCAGAAUCAAACUACAGAGAUGAUCAUCUCUACUGUCUCAAAGUCACAUGAGGGUUUCUACUACUGCAAACACUCAGAGAGAGGAGAGUCACCCAAGAGCUGGAUCUCAGUCAGAGUGUUUCAUUCAGAAUCUCAGAUCUCGGUCCUCCACACAGUCAGUUCUGUUCUGGUAGUUUGUUCAUAUCUGCUAGUGACAGUCGUGCUGAUUUUCAAAUGCUGCAGAAUGAGAGGUGAAACAUCUGACUGA